UCCGCGCUCGUGGAGGGCUGCGCCGCAGUGCCGGCGUUUCCCUGGCAAAGGACGCCGCGGACCCUCGUGCCCGGAGCUGGCCGGGCUGCGAGGCGGCUGCGCUCCGCCACUGAGUGUCAGUGCCUACGCUGGAGAUUUAAAUAAUCCUUUGGAGCACUGCUGAGAGCUUCGGCAAGACAGGAAAGACCACCAAAGAGGAUGAACAAGCUGCAGAGAUUGCUUCAGAACAAGAACCUGAUCCUGACAGUGUGUGCUGCUGGGAUUGGAGGCACUUUCCAGUAUGGUUACAACAUCUCCAUCAUCAAUGCUCCAACUUUAUACAUCCAGACAUUCAUGAACAAAACAUGGUUGGAACGCACAGGUGCUCCCCUGGGGAGUGGCAUGGUCCUGCUGCUGUGGUCCUUCACCGUGUCCGUGUUCCCCCUGGGAGGCCUUGCAGGGGCUGUUGCUGCUGGCCCCAUGGCCAUUGUGUUGGGAAGGAAGAUGUCCCUGCUGGUUAACAACGUCUUUGUGAUCGUAGCCGCCGUCUUGUCAGGAUUCAGCCAGAUGGCGAGAUCCUUCGAAAUGAUUAUGCUCAGCAGGUUCCUUACUGGUGUGAACGCAGGUGUAAGCAUGAACAUUCAGCCCAUGUAUCUGGCAGAGAGUGCCCCAAGGAAGCUCCGAGGGGCUGUGGCCUUGACCUCUGCAUCCUUUACAGCCCUGGGACUGGUGCUGGGCCAGGUUGUUGGACUCAGGGAGCUUCUAGGAGGGGAGGAAAGCUGGCCACUCCUUUUAGCCAGCAAUGCUGUGCCUGCCCUAAUCCAGCUCAUGGUUCUGCCGUGGUUUCCUGAAAGUCCCAGAUACCUCUUGAUUGACCGUGGAGACAGAGAGUCCUGCAUCUCUGCACUGAAGAAGCUCAGAGGCAGCAGUGAGCUGGGAGAGGAGCUGGAGGAGAUGCUAGCUGAACAGGCUGCUGCCAAAGGUCAGAGAGCGAAGAAGCCGUGGGAGCUGUUCCAAAACCCAGCAGUGAGGUGGCAGCUGAUAAGCAUCAUCGUGCUGAGCAGUGCCAUGCAGCUCUGCGGGAACGAUUCGAUGUACUUUUAUGCAGCUUACGUGUUCCAGGAGGCUGGAAUUCCUCAGGACACAAUCCCGUAUGUUGUCAUCGGCACAGGGAGCUGUGAACUGAUCACGUCUGUAACUUGUAACAUGAUUAUAGACUACGCUGGCCGGAGGCCACUGCUGCUGGGAGGAUACAUCCUCAUGGCAGGAUGGGCCACUGUCUUCAUGGUUGCUCUGAGCCAGCAGACUCAGAUUAGCUGGAUGCCUUAUCUCAGCAUGGCCUGCAUUUUCGCCUAUAUCCUGAGCUUUGGACUUGGACCAGCUGGUGUAACAGGAAUUCUGCCCACAGAGAUAUUUGAUCAGAUGUCCCGACCAGCUGCAUACAUGAUCUGCGGGUCUCUGCUCUGGUUCAAUCUCUUUCUGGUUGGAACAGCGUUUCCAUUCAUUGUGAAAAAUCUAGCACAUUUCUGCUACGUCCCAUUCCUUGUGGUUUGCAUCUGCACUGCUGUCUACAUUUGGUUCUUCCUUCCUGAGACCAAAGGAAAGUCCUUCCUGGAAAUCUCAGAGGAAUUCAGGAAACGGAACUUCAGAGCUCAGAGCCUUGAAGCUUUCUACAAAGGCCCUGAGGAGAUCAGGUCCACCACGUUGUAGCAGAAGGAAGGAGAAUGGCAGCUGGGGGAAAUUCAGCAGUGGUUAUGUUCUCUUUGCAGGGAGACAGAGAGAGGAGCAGGGCUGGGGAGAAUAUAGUGCUCUUAAUUCAGCCGUUAGGAUCACAUUACUUAUUUACUUCAUUUGUUAUACUCCUCCUAAGCCACCAUUUGGCUGAAACCGUAACAUAGAAUCAUAGAAUCAUAGAAUGGCCUGGGUUGAAAAGGACCACAAUGAUCAUCUAGU
This is a messenger RNA of Phasianus colchicus (ring-necked pheasant), 1932 nucleotides long. RefSeq names its product solute carrier family 2 member 11 (gene SLC2A11). Lineage: Eukaryota; Metazoa; Chordata; Aves; Galliformes; Phasianidae. The record is from RefSeq and is a predicted model, not a curated record. Gene Ontology annotation, cellular component: plasma membrane. Gene Ontology annotation, biological process: dehydroascorbic acid transport. Gene Ontology annotation, molecular function: D-glucose transmembrane transporter activity.